AAUUACAUUUGAAAGAUCUAUAAGGACCAAAAACGAAUUUUAAUAAAAAAUGUUAUAAAGAGCGUAUCUCUCCUCUCCGUCAGUCUCUCUAGGGUUUAACUUGAUCUUUUUCCCCCGAAGCGUCGAGAGAGAGAAAUCAAACGUCGGCAGGCAGCGAUGGCGAGCACCAAAGUUCAGAGGAUUAUGACCCAACCUAUCAACUUGAUUUUUAGGUUUCUUCAAAGUAAAGCUAGGAUCCAGAUUUGGCUAUUUGAGCAGAAAGAUCUGAGGAUUGAAGGAAGGAUUACUGGUUUUGACGAGUACAUGAACCUAGUGUUGGAUGAAGCUGAAGAAGUGAGCAUCAAGAAGAACACCAGGAAACCACUUGGAAGGAUUCUACUCAAAGGAGACAACAUAACUCUGAUGAUGAACACGGGAAAGUAAUGUCUGUUCUCAACAAACUAUCUCGAGGAUUAGUGGAUCGGUUUUUACUAUCUCCAAAUCUUUUGCUAAAUAUAUGUUGAGUUAAGUUCUUCUUCAGUUAACUGAUAAUGCCUUCUUCUCUUCAUGAUCGUGUAAUAUUGCAAUGUAGUGACAAGUUUGAAAAAUUAUGGAACUUGGUUGAAUCUUAUGGACGUAAUAUUGUCAUAGGUUUUCAAAAAAAAACUGGAGUUUUUAUAUUA
Brassica rapa (field mustard) is the source of this 662-nucleotide messenger RNA. Its product is annotated as small nuclear ribonucleoprotein E. Gene Ontology annotation, cellular component: spliceosomal complex. The record is from RefSeq and is a predicted model, not a curated record. Gene Ontology annotation, molecular function: RNA binding. Gene Ontology annotation, biological process: mRNA splicing, via spliceosome. NCBI's taxonomy places the organism in Eukaryota, Viridiplantae, Streptophyta, Magnoliopsida, Brassicales, Brassicaceae.